AUGACGGAAAUAUCUUUUUCUAACGAGUCGUGCUACAUGAGUGCAUGUAGUUUUGGCCAAGAGAUGUGGUUCUACAGUGAACCAACUAGUCCUAGCAGGCUCAGACUGAGAUCACCCUUUGAUUCUCAAACAGACUCCACAACACCAACGGAAACAGAAUAUGAGGAUUCAGACUUCACUGGGGAUGAGUUUGAAUUUGAAACCAGUCGUAGAUUCAAUGGUAGUGUCACUGACUUGGACUCUGAGAUAAACCAGAAGGAUGAGAAGAACCCUUUUGGUGAUUCAUUGCAGACUAUGGCAUUUGCUGAUGAGCUUUUCUGUGAUGGUAAAGUCUUGCCACAGAUGCCACCUCUCAAACUUCCUCCCAGGCUUGAAAAAUUUGAAGUUGGUAGCAUUUACAGAUCAAAACUGGCGUCUUCAAGGUCCUCGAGAUUGGUGUUUAGACUUCGGCUUUCACGGCAUAGUUUUCGGAACGAUGACUCCGAUCCCUUCACGGUGGCUUUGGAGAAGGUCAGAGGAGAAAAGAGAAGGAAAUCAAAUGUAAGACAUGUUUUCAGGAGGAGUAGGUCACUUUCUUCAUUCAGGAGUUUCAGACACAAGUUUAAGAAAAGUGUGAGAGUAACAAAGUCAAGUCAACCUGAGUCACAUUGUAGUGACACAGCUGAAGUAGUUCGUGAGCUUGAGAAAAGGCCAUUGAAGGAAGUAUCAGGACGAACGAAUGUGCUAUCUGAGUCCAAAGGGUUGGUGUUUGCUAGAAAGAUGAGACUAGUGGCAUCAAUUUCAAAACUUGAUAUAGCAACGAAGAAAGAUGAGGGGAAAAGAGGUGGGUUUUGGAGAAGGAAUAAGAAGAGGGAAAGCAUAAAGAAGUUUUUGUUUCGGCUUCGUAACUUAGGAAAAGCCAAUGCUCAAAGCAAGUUAGAAGAUAAAAUGGAAGCACAGGAGAGACCACCUUCGGUGAGGAAACUUGACUUGAAAGCUGCGACAUCAACAGAAUCAAAGCAAUGUGAUAGAGAUCCAAGAACAGGUGAGCUGACAAAAACGAGAUCGGUAUGCCACAGGCCAAAGAUUUUUCCCUGCUUGGGUUAUGAGGACGAAAAGUGAAGUGAUUCAAUCAUACAACGUCUCAGUAGAAUAUAGAAGUUAGCUGAAAUGAAUUAUGAAAAUUAAAGUUUAUAAUUCGUUCUUUUUGUGUAAUAGCUUUGUUGUUGGAUUUUGUCUAUACUUUACCAUUUUAUACUGUCUUGUAAACCCUAUGGGAGCAAUGCUAUUCAGAAAUUGGUUAUGUAUAUCUAUUUUUUUCUGGAGUUUUUCCCAAGUGAAUUUGCAUAUAUAACAAUCUGUAUACUCCCUUUGUAGCCUUUUUUCUUCUUAUAUCCAAAAGAGAAACCAGUUUGCGUAUAGAGAGAGUGAACUUUUAAGGCAUGUUGUUAUCUGAUUUCAGCGCUAACUAACUUGAGA
Messenger RNA from Vigna angularis (adzuki bean), 1458 nucleotides. RefSeq lists its product as uncharacterized. The transcript has a single exon. The record is from RefSeq and is a predicted model, not a curated record. Bases 1 to 1101 code for a protein of 366 amino acids. NCBI's taxonomy places the organism in Eukaryota, Viridiplantae, Streptophyta, Magnoliopsida, Fabales, Fabaceae.